AUGCGGUUUGAUGAGCCACGCAGCCCGCAGCCCUGUCGCCACACGCUCAAUGAAUACACCUUGCCACGAACGUUCAUCGAGACCCUGCUGGCUUACUUGUACGACUUUGCGCCCUCUAUAUCUGGUAUGUCUGAACAGAUCGAGAUGGAUGACUUGCGAGGCGGCAGAACGCCUGCUGCUCCUGCUUCUGAAUCACAACCCGGACUUCUUCCUUCGCCGAGCGACGACUCGCGUGACGCCACAUCUGCCUCCUGGAGUUGGUUCUCUGGAUCUAUACUGGCCUUAUGGUCAGGCGUUCUCACUCUCUUUCCCCGGAUUCUGCUAUUCGCGGCCGAGGAGGGUCAGCAGAUGACGCCGCUUGAGUCGUUCGUGUGCUUGCAUUUUGGUCUGUUCCUUUCUGCUAUUGCCGCAGCCAUCGUCUUCAAUAUCCCUUCUGCCCGUCCGGUUCCAACACGAGAUCAAUCGGACCCGCCGAUGCACCCACUCGUAUAUUCCAUGUCGAUUUUCUCUCUUUUGAGCGCGUUCCUGGCAUACAAUACGGCCGACGUAGGCGCGCUGUCCACAUUGUUCGCUCUCAGCAUGGGAAGCAUCGGCGUCUUUGGUGUCUGGGCAAUCACCUUCGCUGGCCCUGGAACGCACUCCAAAAAGACGGGCGCCGACAAACACACAAGUCGAUUCCUGUUCGGGAAUAAAGCCUCUGCGUCAAUGCAGAAGAAGCGGUGGCGAGAGGAACAGAAGAGGGCAAGGGAACACUAA
This is a messenger RNA of Peniophora sp. CBMAI 1063, 756 nucleotides long. Lineage: Eukaryota; Fungi; Basidiomycota; Agaricomycetes; Russulales; Peniophoraceae. The record is from the annotation of a GenBank genome assembly.